AUGUCGAUUUGGCGGCCUUACACUUUAGAUGACGUCGCCACGGACGUCCCGCUAAACCUCACUGUGACGCAGGUGUCGCAAUCAGAUGAAGUUUCGUUAGCAUACCCGGCAUGCCCGUCGAACCUGGCAUACCCGGAGUACCUGCCGGUGCCUCCGCAGCACUACGGACCAGGCUGGAUGUCACCAGGAGGUAGCUCAGGCUACCAAUCCGCGAGUGCGCCAUCACCGUCACCUGUCCCGUGCGCCGCCGUUUCUCUACGAGAGUCCUCGACUGCCAACCUGGAAGAUGGAGACAUAUCGGACGAUGAAGACUUUCAAAUUUUUGAGAAGACUGCCAUGGACGCUAUGGCAUUGAGAAAUGGCGGUACAAUACUUGCAAGUAAUCCGCGCAUGCGUCGUACCGUACGCUCCGCGGCCGAGGACGACGCCUACCGACGCACGCGGGAGAGAAACAACGCGGCGGCGAAGCAGAGCCGGGACCGACGCAAGCUGCGCGAGAUUCACCUCUCGCUGAAGGUGACCUACCUCAAGCGGCAGCUGGCGACGCUCAAGGCGGCGCUUGGCUCCCAGACCUGCACCCGCUGCCAACGCUCCACUCUGCUGUAG
Messenger RNA from Spodoptera exigua (beet armyworm), 606 nucleotides. NCBI's taxonomy places the organism in Eukaryota, Metazoa, Arthropoda, Insecta, Lepidoptera, Noctuidae. The record is from the annotation of a GenBank genome assembly.